Candidozyma duobushaemuli is the source of this 2967-nucleotide messenger RNA. RefSeq names its product bifunctional triglyceride lipase/lysophosphatidylethanolamine acyltransferase. The record is from RefSeq and is a predicted model, not a curated record. Gene Ontology annotation, biological process: lipid metabolic process; transmembrane transport. The transcript is spliced from 3 exons. Gene Ontology annotation, cellular component: fungal-type vacuole membrane. Gene Ontology annotation, molecular function: triacylglycerol lipase activity; transmembrane transporter activity. Lineage: Eukaryota; Fungi; Ascomycota; Pichiomycetes; Serinales; Metschnikowiaceae. The coding region runs from base 1 to 2967 and encodes 988 amino acids.
AUGGGAAGCUUGCAAUUCAUCGCGGACGAGGUCGGACUCAAGACGUUGGUCAACGGUGGCCUAGACGUCUACCUCAUCAUCUUCAUGAGAAUGGUGAGGUUAUUGAGUUUCGGUGCUACCUCCUUGAUUUUGGUCAUCUUUCUUAAAGAACUCGGUAUUGAUGAAGCCACCAUCGGCUACUUCAUGACUUUAGCGUUCUUUGGUGACUUGAUUAAGUCCUUCUUGUUUUCAUUGAUUGCGGAUGGGUUGGGCAGAAAGUUCACCUUGAUCUUGAGUUCCGCUCUUAUGGCCCUCACCUGCUUCGGUAUCGCCUACUUUGACAACUUCUAUGUUUUGGCUGUUGUCGCUGCCUUGGGUAUCUUGACUCCUGGAGGCGGUGAGGUUGGCCCUUUCAGAUCCAUUGAACAGAGUGCCAUCGCCUCUUUGGUGCCUCACGAUGAGAGAUCUGACAUUUACGCUUGGUACACUUUCUUGGGAACCUUCUCAUCUGCCUUAGGCUCUUUUGUGUGUGGCUCCUUCGUCGACUUGUUGCAAGACCAAUGGCACUUGACUGCUUUGCAGGCUUACAAGGGCGCUUUCACUGCCUUUGGUGUCUUGUCUGUCAUUUGCCUCUUGUCGUGUCUCUUCUUGACACCAAGAAUGGAGGUGACCCACAAGCCAAAGCCAUCAGUUGAACAGGCUGCUGGCGAGGCUGCUGCCUCCUCUGCUGAAACACAGGAUGGCCCUGUGGAGUCCAAUGAGACCCUGGAGUUGAUUCCAAAGAAGAAACCAAAAUGGAGACUCUUCCCCGAGUUGAGCAAAGACAUUGUAUCCAUCGUUCUCAAAUUGUCCUUCCUUUUUGGACUUGACGCUUUCGCUUCCUCCUUGGUGCAAGGUUCGUGGCUCACUUACUAUAUCAAACAUAAGUUCGAUGUUAGCUCCACUACGCUCGGUACUAUCUUUUUCAUUACAUUUUUCAUCGCUGGCUUUGCAUCUCUCUUGAGUACCUCUUUCACCAAGAGAUUGGGUCCAGUCGUCACCAUGGUGGUCACUCACUUGCCAGCCUCGGCUAUGUUGAUUUUGCUUCCUAUUCCAAAAUCCUUGUCAAUCACUUUGGCCAUCAUGUUAAUUCGUGCCUCCACUCAGUCCAUGGAUGUUGCUCCAAAGCACGUUUUCCUUGCCACCUUGGUGCCUGCUGACUACAGAACUGCCGUGUUCGGCUGGACUAACAUUGUUAAGACAAUGGCACAGAUGUUCGGUCCUUCAAUCGCGGGUUACUUGACCGGCGAGGGUGUUCAAUGGAUCACAUUCAUCAUGGCUGGUUCCUUGAAGGUGCUCUACGAUGUCGGUAUUUUGGCCACUUUCUUAAAAGAUAGCUUGAAUGAAGCCUUGAAACAGCUCAAGUCCGUGGAGAACUAUAAUGAGUGGAAAGCCAUCGUGACCGAGAUAGACAGACUCACGAACAUGGACAUCUGGCGCCAGAACUUUAUAUCCAAGCACUACGACUAUAUGCUCGUGAAUGAAAGGAUGUCGUUGCUUCGUGAAGCUAGGCUUAACGAGGAUGCAUCCCUUUUGAUGUCGUUACUUCGUUCCGGGCUUCUCCGCAAUUUUGGUGGUAUUGCCCAGAAGAGGCUCUACACGAAAGCCUACUUGGGCACCAAGUUCAAGAUCCAAGAGUAUAUUAUUGAAGUACUCGACUGCCUUAACUACCUCAAUGACUCCAUCCAUGCUGAGCGUGCUAGUAACGACUACAUCAUGAACAGCAAGCAGCUCAAGCUCGAUUUCUUCCAUGACGCAAGGCAGUCCUUUGGAUGCACCGGUUUGAUUUUACAAGGUGGCUCCCUCUUCGGCUUGUGUCACCUUGGCGUUGUUCGUGCAUUGUACUUCAAAGGUUUGCUUCCUCGAGUUAUCGGCGGGAGUGCUGUUGGAGCCGCGGUAGCAGCCUUAGUGUGCUCUCUCACUGAUGUGGAACUUAUACCGAUUUUGGUGUCCAUCACCGAUGUUAUGGGCAAUGUUGAUACCUUGAACCAUGAUGUUGAUGAGAGAUACGGCAACGUUAUUGAGAAUGUUGUCCGUAAGGGGUACUCCCAGGAUAUCCUUGUCUUCCUCAAGUUUGUCAGAGACACCAUAGGUGACUUGACGUUCGAGGAGGCUUACUUAAAGACGGAAAAGAUCCUCAAUAUUGUGGUGCACCCAACUCAUCCAUCCAUUCCUUCGUUACUCAAUUACAUCACUGCCCCUAACGUUAUCAUAUGGACAGCUAUCUACGCAUCCAUCGGCACAGGCGUUCUUUCGGAUAGCGUGCAGCUCUACGUCAAAGAUCUUAAAAAUGAGAUUGUUCCUAUGGCUCCAGAGUUAGAUAUCUCGUUCUUGAAACCACAGGAUGUCAGCUACCAACAGCACUAUUUUGGUCACAAGAAGAAAGAUCUGGAAACGAGUUUGUUCUCUGCACCAGCAGAAAGUUCACCCUAUACCAGACUCACGGAGCUUUUUAACGUGAACCAUUUCAUCACCAGUUUGGUAAGGCCUUACCUUGCACCCCUCAUAAGCAACGACCUCAAGCAUCAUAAUGCCUACGGAAAACUUCGCUUCAGCGACGACGCUCUUAAUAUAUUCUGGAAUGACGAUACGAAAAAGCUUGAGAAACCCAAAUCGUCGGCUUCACACAUUGAUGUUCUUACAAAGGAUUCAUCCUACAAUUUCCGAAAGCACCUCAAGAAUGUUAUUGGGCUCGAAAUCCAGCAUAGACUUGACGUCAUGAACAAGUUGGGACUCUUGCCGGAGAUCGUUAAGCGACUUUGCAUCGAUGAGAAGCCUUCAACUGCUAAAUUUUCAACUAAUUCAAGAGAGAUCACCAUUGUUCCUGAGUUGAGAUAUUUGCUUCGUGACAUUGGUCGUGUUUUUGAUGUCCACAAAACAAUGGAGAAUAUACCCUAUUGGAUUCUUGUGGGUGAGCGGUCGGUGCUCAAUCGAAUUUGCAUUGGAUGA